GUUUCACUUUUGCAAACACUUACUUAUGUCCUGCGAGAGAAGAACUCAGACCUCUCUGCCUGUCACAGAAAGCUGUUACAGGGGGGCAGCCUGGCGAUGGCUAAUUACACGUCAGCACCAGAGGAUGACUAUGAUGUUUUCAUAGAAGAUGACCUCAGCAACGAUGAAAGAGAACUGUGCAGCCCAUACGACCCCAAGGCUCUCUUGGCCCAGCUGGUGCCCUACCUCUUCAUCACGGUGUUCUUGGUUGGCCUCCUGGACAAUAUCUUGGUUGUGCUUAUCAUGGUAAAAUAUAAAGGACUCAAGCAAGUGGAAAACAUCUAUCUCCUCAACCUGGCAGUGUGUAACUUGUGUUUCUUAUGCACCCUGCCAUUCUGGGUUCACAUAGCCUGGCAUGGGGGGGAUCCUGGCGAGCCCCUGUGUAAAAUUCUCUUGGUGCUCUACUCUGUGGGCCUGUUCAGUGAGGCAUUUUUCAACGUCCUUCUGACUGUGCAAAGGUACCAAAAGUUUUUCCAAAUGAGAGGGUUUUUCUCGGCCACCAGGAUGGUGGCUGGCAGCAUCUUCCCAAGUGCUCUGGUGUGGGUCAUAGCCGUUCUGGUCAUGUUGCCUGAACUUGCUUUUUACAAACCCCAGAUGGAAAACCAGAAAUACAAGUGUUUCUUUGGCAGACCGCUCUUCCUACCAGCUGAUGAGACAUUCUGGAAGCACUUUCUGACCCUAAAGAUGAACGUUUUGGGAUUUCUUUUGCCACUGUUUGUUUUCGUAUUUUGUUAUGUGCGAAUGAGGAGAACAUUAAAGUUCGGGGAGAGGGGGUAUGACCUUUUCAAGUUGGUUUUCACCAUAAUGGUUGUUUUCCUUCUGAUGUGGGGACCCUACAAUAUUGCACUUUUCCUGUCUGCUUUCAACGAACACUUCUCCCUGCAUGGUUGUGAGAGCAGCUACAACCUGGACAGAAGCACUCUGAUCACGAAAAUCAUUGCCACCACCCACUGCUGCGUCAACCCUCUCCUCUACGUGUUUUUCGACGAGGCAUUUAGGAAACACCUCUACCAUUUUUGCCAUCUGUGUAAUGACACUGCACUUCAACCCACUGAGGAACCUGCCCAAGGCACAUCAAGGGAAGAGCCCUGCCUCUCCACUAAAAUGUAAACUAGCUCCUGCCAAAGGUCGGCCUCCUGCAGCUGCUCCAGGUAGAAGAGUAUGUGGGACAAAACGACCUGAGAACAUGAGGCUCAGCCCCUGCUUCUCUGUCGGAAGGAGUGGUGAAGACGAUCAGACCAUUUCACUUACGUCACCAACGACAAAAUACGUUUUCCUCUGCCCUCAACCACGUGGUCAGCACAAGAGUUCUGCUCUGUGAGUUUGCGGACAGCCCUCCCCACCAGAGCCCCUGCCUGCAUGCUCUUUCAAGUGUCCGUCUUUGCAGUGCACCUCCCGCACACUUCCUGGGGGUGCACCUAGAUUGCUCAGCUCAGGACCUUCCCCAGCUGCCCCAUGCAAACAGGCCCUCCAUCCUCUGCAAAGCACAUAAUCCAUGUCCCCAAGCCUAUGCCAGUUUCCUUUGGUGACAAUCCACAUAUACUCACUGUCUCCACUCUUGUCUCUGAAGGACUCCAGGGCAGAGUCUGUCUAGCUCAUCUCCAAACAAAUUAGAGAAGAUGAGAUGUGGUGAUGGAUGAGAAGGUGGCUAAGAGAGACUCCAGCCAACACAGGUGCUGUUAUUCCCCAGGAAAGAGGUGACACUCAUGCCUGUGAGGGAAGAGGCAAGAGGGAGGGGUUGACUGCCAAAGGAUAAUGGGAGCACUUCCUUAAAAAGAGGCUUAAACACAUUCCAGGGGAGACUGAGAAAAUAUGAGCAUGAACAAAAUGUCAGAUGGUAUAGAAUUAUCAUUUUCAAGUGUGACAAUAAAAUGUUGAUUAUGUGAGAUAAUGUUCCUAUGCUUAGAGGAUGGCAUGCUCAAGAAUUUAGAAGUACACAGAGUUCUCUUGUGGCUCAGGGG
Phacochoerus africanus (Common warthog) is the source of this 2000-nucleotide messenger RNA. It is a transcript of the gene CCRL2, whose product is annotated as C-C motif chemokine receptor like 2. Gene Ontology annotation, molecular function: chemokine receptor activity. The record is from RefSeq and is a predicted model, not a curated record. NCBI's taxonomy places the organism in Eukaryota, Metazoa, Chordata, Mammalia, Artiodactyla, Suidae. The transcript has 3 exons. Gene Ontology annotation, biological process: chemotaxis; G protein-coupled receptor signaling pathway; inflammatory response. The coding region runs from base 97 to 1149 and encodes 350 amino acids. Gene Ontology annotation, cellular component: cytoplasm; membrane.